UCCUAAACAUGGCUUCUGAGUGCAGUUUGUCCAAACUGUUUCCUAUUCAAAGUCAGCUCGACUACGCUUUAGAAGAAGCCACAACUGAAGAGGAGAAGGAGAAGCUGGUCUACGAAUAUUUGAGCAAAAUAGACGAGAGGGAGGGCCUCAAGAUAUGCGACUUUGAGACAGAUCUGGAAUGGCUAAACACGGAGGGCCCGCUGUCUUUCAAAAAGGAGCUGGCAGGAAAAGUGGUGCUAUUGGACUUCUUCACCUACUGCUGCAUCAACUGCAUGCACAUCUUGCCCGACCUUCACCAGCUUGAGCAGAAGCACUCUGUCAAAGACGGACUCGUCAUUGUUGGUGUACAUUCAGCCAAAUUUCCUAAUGAAAAGGUUCUGGACAACGUCCGAAGCGCCAUCCUUCGCUACGACAUCUGCCACCCGGUGGUGAAUGACGGCGAGGCGCGUCUCUGGCACCAGCUGGAGGUCUCCUGUUGGCCCACGCUGGUGCUGGUGGGACCGCGUGGCAACCUACUCUUCUCCCUGGUGGGCGAAGGCCACCGUGACAGUUUGAUGCUUUUCACGGAUAUAAGCCUCCGUUACUACCAAGAGAAGAAGCUGCUGGAGGCACACUUGGUGGGUGUCAGGCUGUACCGGGAUUCCCUACCUCCCAGCAUCCUGUCCUUCCCUGGGAAGGUCUGCAUGGACCACGGUAGCAACAGGCUGGCCAUCGCUGACACGGGGCACCACCGUAUUGUGGUGGUGUCCCCUACUGGUCAGCUUUUACACAUCAUUGGAGGGUCUGAAAGUGGACGGCAAGAUGGCGCCCUGUCUGAAGCAUCCUUCAAUGCCCCUCAGGGUGUGGCCAUGAAGGACGACGUGGUGUAUGUGGCCGACACGGAGAACCACCUAAUUCGAAAGAUUGACCUGUUAGAGGGGCGGGUCAGCACACUAGCCGGCCUCGGCGUCCAAGGCACGGACAAAGCAGGCGGGGCUAUGGGAGAUCAACAGCCAAUCAGCUCUCCUUGGGAUGUGACACUUGGCUCUGCCGGUGGUUUAGAGGACAACGUGCUGUGGGUGGCAAUGGCAGGAACCCACCAGAUUUGGGCUUUGUUCCUAGCAGAUGGCAAACUGCCCAAAGGAAGCGAGUCCAAGGCUGGGACGUGCGUGCGAUGGGCGGGCAGCGGCAGCGAGGAGAACCGGAACAAUGCCUACCCGCACAAGGCUGGCUUCGCCCAGCCGUCAGGCCUGGCUGUAGCCCCAGAAGAGCCCUGGAGCUGCCUCUUUGUGGCCGACAGCGAAAGCAGCACUGUGCGCACGCUGGCGCUGAAGGACGGUGCAGUCAAGCUGCUUGUCGGUGGUGAGAGAGACCCCCUGAACCUCUUUGCUUUUGGAGAUGUGGACGGGAAGGGGGUGGACGCCAAGCUGCAGCAUCCGCUCGGCGUGGCCUGGUCUCGGGACCAGAGUUUGCUGUACGUGGCCGACUCCUACAACCACAAGAUUAAGGUUGUGGAUCCAAAGACAAAGCAGUGCAGCACUUUAGCCGGGACAGGAGAAGCUGGCAAUACUCUGGGUCCUGAGUUCAGCAAAUCCAGCUUCAAUGAACCAGGUGGAAUCUGUGUGGGCACCGGUGGCAAGCUCCUCUAUGUGGCCGACACCAACAACCACCUCAUCAAAGUGUUGGACCUCUACUCCAAGACCGUCUCACUGUUGCCUAUUUGUACAGACAACACAGACGCACCAAAACCCAAAGCACCCGCAAAAGUCCUCAAGCUGCCUAAAGGGUCUGCCAGGAUAGACAUGCCACCACAAUCGGUGUGUGCGGGUCAGACCCUCACCAUGUCACUCACAUUGUCUGUUCCGGAAGGAGCCAAACUCACAGAGGAGGCACCAAGCUGCUGGACUGUCUCGGCCGAAGGUGACGAGUGGCUGCUGGAUGGUCAGGUCGUCAGCGGCGACAUCGCCGAUCUGUCAAAGCCGCUCCGCAUCUCUGCCAAACUCCCGGAAGUUCCAACGAAACUCCACACAGGCCUCAGGCUGAGCGUUUGGGUGUACUUCUGCUUGGCGGCGGGGGCAGCCUGCACCAUGAGAGCGGCGUCUUUCUUUCAGCCUCUUGAGAUAAGUCACACACUGGCCGUGGGGGAGGUCACAGUUGUGUUGACUCAUUCCUUCUAAAAUGGGAGUGCCCAAUUUUUUUACACCAAGCGUCCCAUAUAGAAAAUUUAAAAGAAUGCAGAAUCCAUUUUGAUACAUUUUCUACAUUAAAGAUGUGACAACUGAUCGAACGUCGGUCAGUAUGUGGUAAGCUAUCUGAACAUAACAGGUGACAAAGCGAAUUAGGGUAACAUCUAAUAAUAUAUAUCAUUAAUAAUGACCGCAAUUUCCAGUGUUUAAGCCACAUCCACUAAAUUUAGAGAGAAAACCAGAUUUGUACAUAUAUAAACCACACCGGACUAUACGCCACACAUGUCCACGUCAUAAAAAGACAUAUUGAGGCGCACACAAGUCUGUGAGGACCAGGCAGCUCUUUAUUUGACAGGAGUCAAUCAUGAGCUAUGAGGAAAAACUCACAAUUGGCGUAUUAACCCAUCGGA
Messenger RNA from Dunckerocampus dactyliophorus (ringed pipefish), 2575 nucleotides. RefSeq names its product NHL repeat containing 2 (gene nhlrc2). The transcript has 12 exons. The record is from RefSeq and is a predicted model, not a curated record. Gene Ontology annotation, molecular function: protein binding. The coding region runs from base 9 to 2156 and encodes 715 amino acids. NCBI's taxonomy places the organism in Eukaryota, Metazoa, Chordata, Actinopteri, Syngnathiformes, Syngnathidae.